AUGCCUCUCAGCAGAGUGUCGCUGGGCUUCCUCGGCCUGUUCUUCAUGGCCGGCGCCAUCCUACUGAUCUUCCUCACAUUGCUGGGUGGCGCUCGCAAUUCCACUCCUCUCAAUGAGAUCUACUUCCUGCAGGCCGAUACGAGCAAUAUCCCCGGAGCUCCAGCUCUCUCGCGAUGGACAUUCUGGAACGUGUGCAGUGUCACAGCGAAUGGCAAGAGUGACUGCGGUUCCUCGCACCCCGACUUCCCGCUCGAUCCCCCUCGCGCCAACAACUUCAACACUACAGUCAAUGUGCCUCAUCAGUUCAUCGGUACCAAGCACUACUACUUGAUGACCCGGUUCAUGUUCCCAUUCAUCAUCAUCGGGCUGUUCUUCGCCGUGUGCUCUCUCUUCAGCGGACUUCUGGCCCUGUGCACCCGCAUUGGUAGCUACAUCUCAGGCUUCCUCGCUUGGCUCGCAUUGACCUUCCAGGUCAUCACCACCUGCCUUAUGACCGCUGCCUUCGUUCAAGGCCGCCACGCCUUUAGCAGUAACGGCCAGGUUUCUAAGCUCGGUGUCAAAGCGUUCGCUUUCAUGUGGACCGCCAGCGCAUGUCUAUUCUUGUCCUGCUUGCUCUACUGCCUUGGUGGUGCCGUCGGCCGCAAAGACCCCGGGUACACUGGACGUAAGCAGCGCCGCCGUGGCUUCUUCAACUCUGCUCGCUCGAACAGCGUGAAAAGCCAGAAGAAGGAGCAGCAGGAGUCCAGCACCCAGCAGUACGCUUAA
This is a messenger RNA of Penicillium atrosanguineum, 765 nucleotides long. Its product is annotated as SUR7/PalI family protein. Gene Ontology annotation, cellular component: cell cortex; plasma membrane; membrane raft. The transcript is spliced from 4 exons. The record is from RefSeq and is a predicted model, not a curated record. The coding region runs from base 1 to 765 and encodes 254 amino acids. Gene Ontology annotation, biological process: fungal-type cell wall organization; cortical actin cytoskeleton organization; endocytosis. Lineage: Eukaryota; Fungi; Ascomycota; Eurotiomycetes; Eurotiales; Aspergillaceae.